UCCCCCCCAGCGGCCCCUCCUCACGCGCUAGCAGGACUCUCCCUCCACUCUCUGUUUUCUCUCCCUCCCCUCUCUAACUUUGUUUCGUCCCGAAAACAAACUUCAUCUCAUCGUACUGAUCUUCUCCAGAAGCUCCGCCGUGUUCCGGGCAGACAUGGUCGCGGUGAGGCCGGGCUCCGGGUUCCUGAGCACCGCCUGUGACAGCUGAGCUCCUUCAGCGAUGCCACAGUCCCCUCUGAGACGAUGAGAACACACACCCGCGGGGCCCCCACAGUCUUCUUCAUAAGUCUGCUGUGGCCCCUGCUCGCCGUGCUGGACGUGGGGGCGGCGGCGGAAGUGGACCCCAGCGAAGAAAUCCCCUUCAUGGGGGGGAACUACAAUGGUCACCCGAUGCUGUACUUCAGCCGGGGGGAGGUGGAGGAGCUGCAGUACGCGGCGGGGGGGACUCACAGCGACAUGGCGAGAAGGAUCCGUGAGGCGGGGGAGACCAUGCUGGAACGCCCGGAGCUGUACCUGCCCCCCUGGAGCCCCGCCGAGUUCAGCGCCCGCUGGAACGAGCUGUACGGGAACAACUUGGGGGUGCUGUCCAUGUUCUGCCUGCUCUACCCCCACCGGGCGGGGGCCCUCAACCUCGCCAAGGACUACAUGGAGAGGAUGGCGGCUCAGCCUAGUUGGUUGGUGAAAGACGCUCCCUGGGACGAGGUUCCUUUGGCACACUCUUUGGUGGGGUUCGCCACUGCCUACGACUUCCUGUACGAAUUCCUGAACAAGGGCCAGCAGGAGCGCUUCCUGCAAGUGAUCGGCAACGCGUCGCGCCUCAUGUACGAGAAGUCGUACGUCCGCGGGUGGGGCUUCCAGUACCUGCACAACCACCAGCCCACCAACUGUGUGGCGCUGCUCACAGGGAGCCUGGUCUACAUGACCCAAGGUCAGUGUCUGCCAUCAGGUCUUCAUAUGUUGCUGUUUCCGGCAGGGUGAAGACACGAGGCAGAGAUAUUCAGAUUCCCUUAACGCCAGGGGUGGGAAGGUUGCUUAAAAAAUGUAAUCCGUUACAAUAACUAAUUACCUGUUAAAAAAGUGAUGUAAUCUAAUUAGCCCACUAUUAAAGUGGUAAUUACAAAUUAUCCUGAUUACUUACUGUUACUUUUGGAUGACAAAUAUUUAAAUAAAGACAAUAGAAAAUAAAUAUCAAUUGGAUUGCUUUAACUCAUUGUAUUCUGAGAACAGAAAAGAGAAGAAAACACAAUGUAACAUUAGAAAAGAAGAAACCAAGAUCUUCCGAAUCAGUGAUUUUUAAACACGCCUAACUAUUCCAAGUGUUGGACUCCAAUACUGAAUGUGAUGAUGAUGAAGUAAGAAAGCAAGCAAUGUUCAAUCCACUACUUUACUAACUCAUAUUGUAGGAGUGUGUAUUGUUGGCAUGUCAGCUGACAUGUAUUCUGUGACUUCAGGAGCCUGCUUAAUGCCUUUUCCACAAACCGGUCUCUGAUAUGAUGGGAGCAGAUGCUCUACGUGUAGCUUGUUGUCUGAGCUUCAGUGUUAGGAAGCUGCCUCCCUCAGCAUUAAGGAGCCACAACUCAACUGAAGGGAUCUCAUGAGUCUGCUUUUUACUCUCAGGUUCUCACAUGGUGUAAAGCAGGGGCAUCAAACUCAGUUCAGUUCAGGGGCCACAUACAACCAAAUCAAAGUGGGCCUGACGGCCCUAACCAAUCAAAUCACAGCACAAUAACCUUUAAAUAUCCACAACUCCAAAUUGUUCCCUUUGUUUUAUUGGAAAAAGAACAUUCUAAAAAUGUUCACAUUUAAUGAACUAUCUAUAAAGUAUAUAUCUAUAACCAUAGGCGCAAGUUAAACAAGUGUAUGCCUCAGUUUAUCAUUUACAUGUGUGCAUUACAUCUCACAGACAGUGUAUAUCAGGGGUCUCGAACUCAAGACCCAGGGGCCAAAUCCGGCCCGUGACUUCAUUUUAUGUGGCCCUGCAAGAGCUUGCAAAGAAUAU
Notothenia coriiceps (black rockcod) is the source of this 1999-nucleotide messenger RNA. Its product is annotated as dermatan-sulfate epimerase-like. The record is from RefSeq and is a predicted model, not a curated record. The transcript is spliced from 3 exons. Gene Ontology annotation, molecular function: chondroitin-glucuronate 5-epimerase activity. The coding region runs from base 244 to 978 and encodes 244 amino acids. Lineage: Eukaryota; Metazoa; Chordata; Actinopteri; Perciformes; Nototheniidae.